Gambusia affinis (western mosquitofish) is the source of this 14905-nucleotide messenger RNA. RefSeq names its product mitogen-activated protein kinase kinase kinase 11. The record is from RefSeq and is a predicted model, not a curated record. Gene Ontology annotation, molecular function: protein binding; JUN kinase kinase kinase activity; ATP binding. The transcript is spliced from 10 exons. The coding region runs from base 1154 to 4288 and encodes 1044 amino acids. NCBI's taxonomy places the organism in Eukaryota, Metazoa, Chordata, Actinopteri, Cyprinodontiformes, Poeciliidae. Gene Ontology annotation, cellular component: centrosome. Gene Ontology annotation, biological process: protein phosphorylation; positive regulation of apoptotic process; microtubule-based process.
UUUUGAAACCCCACCCUCCGGCACAGCGGCUGUAAGCAGCGACGUUGGAGUGGUCCGAGGUGCUGGCCGCUGAAGGCUGACCGAGGAAGAGGAACGGAGUAAGAACUUCUCACGGAACAGUUCCGCAGUUUGGACACCGUGGUUAUGAAGCGGAGCACCGAAGAGACCCGGGCUCGACGCUGAACUCCCAACAAGAACUAAAGUUAACGGGAAUAGUUUGUCUUUCUUUCUUUCGGAUUUUUUUCCCUCCUCAGGACUGAAAAGCCAAGCAGGUUUGGAGAACUCUUCCUGUUCCCAGAGUCGGCGCCUCGCAGUUUUUGUAUGAGCUCCUUCAUAACACAGCCAGCAUGGAUGUUGUGGCGCACGGGAAUGCGGGAUUUCCUGUGUGGUCACCGCAGUGUUGCAUUCAGGCGCACUUUCUGGGUCCUCGGGCUUAAAUAAUGAACAGUGGUCAGCGCUUGAAACUUGUCGUAAAACACUGGUUGGCUGGACUGAAUGCUCCUUUUCCUGCUAUUCUUCUCCUCCUCUCAGCGCUUCCUGCUUAUGGUGGCCACUGCUCUUAAUGGCUAAAAAUACAUAAAAACCGAAUAUGGACUACCAAGUGUGGGGGAAAUGUUGAUUUGGACUCUUAUCUGUAAGCGGGAUAAUUCCUGAACAUUAAUUUUGAACUUUGACUCUACGGACUUGCUGCUCAACAGGUGGUUGUUCUGAAUGAGGAGGGGAAAGGAGGACAAAUUCAGUCAUAAUGAGUUGAUUCCAGAGUCUUUUAAACACAGGAUGAUGAGAUGAUAAUCUACUCAAACCAUGUGCCGGAAAACCACACACCACAUCAAUCUUUCAGAGAGUUAAUCACUGCUGUCUUUUAGAGAUUUGAUAAAUGCUACGAAAAGCAAACCAUCUGAGGACUGCUGAAAUGGAAAGAUUUGAGUUUAAUCCCAGAACAAAUGGAAGACAUUUGGCUUUCAUUUGUCCCUGAAUCCUCUUCCAUAGCUCACCUGUUGGUCUGACUUUUGAACACACCUCAUUGGUCCCUGAUGAGACAACAACAAAGACAGGAAAGGGAGCAAGGUGCGAUAAAGUACUCCUUUGUACUUUAUUUUCAGACCCCUGGAGUGCGCAGUCGGAUCCAGUCAGGCAAUAUAGUGGAGGUUCCAUGGAGCCGCUGAAGAACAUAUUCAGUCGUAGCUCACUGUCGAACUGGAAGAACUUGGAUCAGUCCCAAAAAGGGAACUUCACCAACCCUGUAUGGACGGCCUUGUUUGACUAUGAGGCCUCUUGUAAAGAUGAGCUCACCUUGCGUAAAGGUGACCUGGUGGAGGUUCUCUCUCAGGACUCUGAGAUAUCUGGAGAUGAGGGCUGGUGGGCAGGUAAGGUCAACAACAAGGUGGGCAUCUUCCCAUCCAACUACGGCUCCUUCAAGCCUAGUGGAUAUGCCAAGCUACCAGGUACCAGCGUGGUGGAGGAGCUAAACCAUGCUGUGGUUGGCACCGUCGAUCCCGAGGAGGUGGAUUUCCGGGAACUGAGCUUGGAGGAGGUGAUUGGGGUUGGGGGCUUCGGGAAAGUGUAUCGAGGUACAUGGAGGGGCGAGCUGGUGGCCGUGAAGGCGGCGCGGCAAGACCCGGACGAGGACAUCAGCGUGACGGCGCAGAAUGUGAAGCAGGAAGCCCAUUUGUUUGCCAUGCUCACCCACCAGAACAUUAUUGCCCUGAAGGGGGUGUGCUUGCAGGAGCCCAACCUGUGCCUCAUUAUGGAGUAUGCGUCGGGUGGGCCACUGAGCCGGGCGCUGGCCGGCCGCCGCAUCCCGCCUCACGUCCUGGUCAACUGGGCCGUGCAGAUAGCAAGAGGGAUGGUGUACCUGCACAAUGAAGCCAUCGUCCCCGUCAUCCACCGGGAUCUCAAGUCCAACAACAUCCUGCUGGCUCAGCCCAUAGAGAACGAAUGUAUGGAGGGGCUGACGUUGAAGAUCACUGACUUUGGCCUGGCCAGGGAGUGGCACAAGACCACAAAGAUGAGCACGGCCGGAACCUACGCCUGGAUGGCCCCGGAGGUCAUCAAGUCCUCCACCUUCUCCAAGGGCAGCGAUGUUUGGAGCUAUGGUGUCCUGCUGUGGGAGCUGCUAACUGGGGAGGCCCCCUACAAAGGGAUCGAUGGUCUUGCCGUCGCCUACGGAGUCGCCGUCAACAAGCUGACCCUGCCCAUCCCUUCCACCUGCCCCGAACCUUUCGCUCAGCUCAUGUCAGAAUGCUGGGACCAGGACCCUCACCGACGGCCCGACUUCGGCUCCAUCCUGGCGCAACUGACCGCCCUGGAGCAGCAGGUGAAGGAGGAGAUGCCGCAGGAGUCGUUUCACUCGCUGCAGGAUGACUGGAAGCUGGAGAUCCAGGACAUGUUUGACGAGCUGCGGGCCAAGGAGAAGGAGCUGCGGUGCCGCGAAGAGGAGCUGAAGCGAGCGGCCCUGGAGCAAAAGUCCCACGAAGAGUUCCUGCGGCAGCGCGAGCAGCAGCUGGCCCAGUGGGAGCAGGACGUGUUCGAGCGCGAGCUCAGCCUCCUCAUCCUCCACCUGAACCAGAACCAGGAGAAACCCAACGUCAAGAAGCGCAAGGGCACCUUCAAGAAGCACAAGCUCAAGAGCAAGAACGGCGAGAAGAUCAGCAUGCCACAAGAUUUCAUCCAUAAAAUUACAGUGCAGGCAUCCCCAGGCCUGGAAAAGAGGCGGAACUCUCCAGAUUUGGGUUCGGGCUCCUCGCCGUCCUUCGGCCCACGGUUUCGUGCGAUCCAACUCAGUCCCAGCGACAGCAGGACGUUUUGUCUGACCCCGGUCCGGUCAUUAGAGGCCCCGCCUCACAAGCAGUCCAACGGAGACCUGAGGCUGAACCCACACUGGAGGCCCCAGAGCCCCAAGAGUCCCAAAAGCCCCAAGGUUCUGCGGCUGAGUCCCCAGGAAAGCAGUUUAUCGAUGAGGGCCAAGCUGCUGGGGUUUGACAGCAACGAGAACGGAGACGCCAUGGACGACUUCGAGGAGUACCGCCCCCCCACGCCGACCUCGGCCUCCACUCAGAACGGCUCCUCGUCAAAGGACAGCCUCCGCCUCCCCCCCUCCCAGGGAGACUCUGGCAGUGAGGAGGGGGGCUACUCCCCGGCCGGCUCCCCGAUGCCCGAGAGGGGUUUCCUCGGCGGCGCUGUCAAGAAUACUCACCGGGCAUUGCUAGGCUGUGGCUCCCUCUUGACCUCCGUGGCGUUGGGUCGGGGCUUGGACUUCCCACCCAGGGUUCCCCCUCGAACUAACCCCCCAGCCUCGGAGGAACGCUCCUCCUUCGAGCUGGAGAUCUCCUCCCCCAGGCCGCUCAUAACCGACCCCCCCGUGGUGGACGACCUCAUCACCUUCUCCAUCUCUGAGCCGCUCCCCAAGCCGCUGCUGGAUUUAGCCCUGCAGUACCAGGAGCUAAAGCCGUUGCCCCUGACGCCGCCACCGCCCAACCCUCGCGAAAGGUCCGGCCCCCGGACGCCUCAGACGCACCACAGCGGCCCUCCGAGUCCGGGGACCCCACUGCAGCAGGACGGCGGCGUCCCGGCGGACUGGACCACUAGUUCUGGUUCCAGCAACGGAGAGCUGAGCACCGAGGCCUGGGAGCACCGACCCGACCGCAGGAGGAGGUCCAGCUACGGCCUGCACGCCUCCCAGCUGGUUUUAGAUCUCCCCCUAUGCCAAGACACACUGGACUUUGAGGACAAGACCUCCGUACCCUACGCCCUCCACCCCAACCCAGCGCUUUGGAGCCCCAAAACCCGCCGUCUCGAGGUCAGCGUCAUCCCCCGGCCACGCCCGUCUCCCAUCCGGCCCCGCAUCGACCCUUGGAGCUUCAUCUCGGCGGGAGGCGCCAUCUCAGCAGGGGGCCGCAGCCCCAUCCGCUCAGACAGCCACGCCCUGGGCUACCAGCCCUCGCCCACCAACCCCUUCACCAGCUGCGACCCUUUCCCCUCUCCAGACUGCGACCCCUUCGCCCUCAAGGCGGACCCUUCCAGCAGCUCCGACGGUGCGCCACCCUUCGACCCGUUCUCCACUCCGUUCCCGACCUCCCGAUCCGCCCCGUGCUCCACCAACGGCUCGCCCACUCUGCCCUCGUUCCGCAUCGCACCCAUCAACCCAGCGGACCCGGCCUUCAUGGACCUGGGCUGGGCGGCCUGCGGCAAGCCUCUGGACGUGACCAAAGAGAGAGCCCACCCCCGCAGGACGCUGGGGCUCAAGCCCUUCAAGUCGCCAACGCAACUCAGAGACGAUCGCUUCUGAAUCCAAAUCUCAUUCCCAGUCGUGGAUUAUAUGGAAUGCAGACUUCAUCCCAGCAAUACCUGAGCGAGGAUGGCCCCGCCCCCAACUUUUUCAAAUUGACUGUAAUUGGUGUCAAACAUUUGUGCUACGUUUGUGCUGCUCAAAUUUUAAUUGAUGUCAAUAAAUGUUUCUGGAGAUCAUCAAAGGUCAACCAGCCAUGCCUCAGCGACAAAAUCAAGCAAAAUACGGCGUCUCAAACCAUUUGUGCUCGUUUGUGCAGCACAAAUUUUUGUUAGUGCCGCUAUAAUUUUUAAGAUUUUCUUUUUUUUGAGUUUCCGAAGAUCAACCUGCUCCUACCACCUCCGCACUAACAAAAUCUAACUGUACUGACAUGAAUGAAUUGUGCUAUGUGUUUGUGCAGCUAAAAUUUUAGUAGCACCAAAUUUGUGAGAAUUUUUUUGAAAUUCUAAGUGUGAGGGCAGGAGCUGGGGGAACCUUUUGAUGACCUCAAAAAGCAUCUGGAAUCAUUUGCCUUUAGUUUGUUGGUGACCUAGAAAUCUUAAAAAUCAUAGCGGCACAAACAAAAAUUAACGCCGCACAAAUGGAGCCCAGCUGAUUGAAACCAUUAUGUUGUUUGAUUUUGUAAGUGUGGAAUAGCUGGUCGACUUUGUUGGCUUCUGGAAACAGUUAUAUCUUUAAAAUGAUGGCGGCACAAAUGAAGAUUUUUGCUGCACAAAUGUUUGACACCAAUUCUGUUUAAUUUAAAGAAGGUGACGGUUGUGGGGCAACUUCAAUCAGGUGCCAAUGCAAUUCAGUCCAGGACCAUUUUCACUACUGUUUUUUUUCUUUUUUUUUUUUUGUUGGGACGAAAACUUGGAACCUUUCAAAUUAAAACCCCACUGAGGGUAGGGAGCUGCAGGCAUUGUAGUUCUUUCUACCCCAGCCUGGUGCUUUGGAGAGCUGAAAGCCAGGGGAAAAGGUGAUACAAUGGAUUGUGGGAAAAUCUGCCUGUGAACCAACGGCUGGUGCCAAUUUCAUUUUCCUUUUUUAUUUUUUUGCCUGUGUCUCGUCUGUGUUACUGCUGUCCCUUUGAAGGAGCAGAAUCCAGAUCUGCAGCCGCAUCUUGAUCUUCUGUCAUCCUGCUCCUAUCAGCUGCUUUCAUCUCCCCCCGCUUCUUUGAAGCAUUGUGACAAUGCAGAGGUGGAUCAGGCCUUUUUUUUUUUUUUUUUUUUACACAGCUUCAUCCUACAGACUGAAAGCAGUCAGGACAAUGAAAGAAAAUUGGAGUGCCUUAUUUUGUGAAGUGUUUUUAAUAUAUAUAUAUCUAUAUCUCUUAAAGGUUCCCCUGAACCGUUUAGCCGGUGCGUUAGACAAGAUUUGACCUAAAUUUCCAGAUCGUGUAAGAAAAGGAAAAAAAAAAAAAGAAGAAAAUCAAAUGCUUGUGAGUGUGCAUCUGUGUCUCGUUGUUGGAAGAAAACUUCUUUUCUUUUUUUUUUUUUAUAGUUUUGUUGCUUUAUGGGAGAAUCCACUCGGUAGAUAUUCCAGUCCGCUCGUGAAAUCCAAAACGAAAACCGCGACCUAGGCGUACCCCCUCACCCCCCCAUCCCCCCCUCCUCCUGCAGCAGUAGAAAGCAUUCCAGUCACAUUCCUCGGGAAAUGCCAGGGAUUGGACGGAUCCACUGGGCUGGCAGGCGACACGGCGGCACAGGAAGCGGGACGGGGAGCCCUCCGUCGCCCCCCCAGCCUCCUCCACCCCUCCUUUCCCCUGCCAAAGAAUGCCGCCCAGCGCUCGGACAAAAGGUGCUUACAAAUAAGCGGUUUUGGGCUCCGCGCUGCGGCGGGCGGAGGCAGCAGGGAUUCACAUGCAGAGCAGCGCACAGAGCCUUGGUGGGAACACAAAUACAUUUUAUUAUUAUGGGAGUUAAAUAGAACUUGCUAAAUGCUUGAGGGCUUUAUUUAAAGAACGUGUGCAGCUUUCAUAGAAUCUGAAUCUGGUUUUUGAGAACUUCAUGCUGGUGGAGUUCUCAGUUUAAAGACGUUCUGGAUGCAGCUCUAAGGAAAAUUUUCCAAUUAAGACAGCUCAGUCAGGGUUUUAGAUUUUAAUUCACUUUUUAUAUUUUUUUUUUCGUCACUGUGAAGCAGCUACAUGACUUAUUCUGGCAUUUUGUAGAGGAAUAAAAACGUAUUUAAUUUUGACACAUUGCAAAAUUCUCUCUGAUGCUGCUUCUUUAAGGGAAAAGCACAGAUCUUUGAGUGAAGGUUUUGAGAUUAGAGUCAAAAUUCUGAAUUCUAAGAAAAAAGUCACAAUUCUGAGAUUUGAGUGAAAAUUGUGAUUUUAAAGUGGACAUUUUGAGUUCAAUGCCAGAAUUUUGAGAUUAAUGUCUGAAUUCUGACUUUUUCCAAUUUUUGAUUUGAAAAAAUUUCUUGUUUUAAGAAAAAAAAAAAAAAAUCAAAGUUUAGAUUUGAGUCAAUUCUGCAAAAGUCAGAGUUGUGCGAUUAAUCUGAUUUCAGACCUUUUUUUUAAAUUCAGAUUUUCAAGAAACCCCCUCAAUUCUGAUAUUAGUUAGAAUUCUCUGAAAUUCUGAAAUUACUUUUUUCAGUAUUCUGAUUUUUCAGUCUGAUUUUUUAUUUUUUUUUUGUGGCUUUAUCCUGUUGCUGCAUACCGAAGGCAUCUCUCCAUAAGCUAACAAAACUUGGUAAUUUUUUUGUAACUUCCCUACAAAGUUGCAAAAUGACAUCUUUAAACUUCAAAUAACAACUUCAUAGAACCUCAGUUCAAGAAAUGUAAGCUUUAGGAAGAUUGUCACCUAUACUGAACUGAUAAUUACCACACAAACAUUUCAGAUUCAUUAAAAUUUUUUCAUACAGUCCUAAAUGUAAAUCACUCUAAUGUGUUUCCUAGCUUGGCCUUCUCAGACAUUUCAACAUCCUGCUGUCUGCAGCUCGCUCCUCUACUUGUGCCACCAUGGAGUUGCCAAGCAACUAGCUGAGACGUUUAGGCCAAGUUACACAGUCAAAUUGCUUGAUUUUUGCUACUUUUGAUCCGAGCCUGUCUUUGGUUGGCUUCAUGCUUUAGGUCUAUUUUUUGUUGUUUCCAAUCGUUCUCAUCGAAGUCUUACAUCCCAUUUGCAUUCCAUGUUAAUGUUUUGUAGGCAUUCCAAAUCAUUCCCACCAACGUAGCUUCCUGUUGACACUUGGAUCAACUUAUUGCACAUCUCACAUGCUCAAGACACUUUUCAUAGGAUUUCUGUGAAACCGCUGUGGGAAAUGUUAAUUUGCACCUGGAGCUGAAUACCCCGCUGCAGCGAAGACGUCUUAUCCUCAGCAGUGUGUUGAAUAUCAGAGUUACGAUUCAUACCAGCCUCUAUGAUUUACUUAUUUCAAAAUGGCCUCUUUAUUACAUGAUUGUUUUGCGAGUGAGCACCUGAAAGAGACCCACUGAUUUAUAGCCGACAGUCUUCCUGUUAGCUUAACGUAAUUUGAAAUAUGAGAAAGAUUUUUGACCGGCUGUGUCACCGGAAUGCAUUUAUGGAAAAGCUCAAAUGAAAUCACCGGUUUUAUUGGAAGUAUUUUCCUUUAUAUAAAAUGAUAUAAAUAAUAAUAAUGUAUUUACUUUUUAAAUUCAUAAUGCACAACUGAUGUUGGUUGCCCUUAAUAUCCAGUACUAGUCACAUUUUUUUCGCUGGUUGCUGUAGUAGCUCAUUUAGAUGAGAUUUGGACACAAAUAAGAAAAAUGAGGGGGGAAAAGAACCAGGCUGAAAUGGUAAAAGUAAGUUCUAAAUUAAAGCUUUAUUUAAGACAAAUAAGUAGCUUAACUGGACUUAAAUACCUAACUAAAGAAUGAUUUUGUUAGCUGCCAUGAGAGACUGAGUAAUAGCGAUUUCAGCUAACUGCCAGAGCUAAUUCUUGCUUUAAAACUGUUUAUUUUGUUUAAAUAAUGUAAAGUCAUUACCAAACUGAGUUAGAUUUAUGCAUAACUUUCUCCUGUGUGCCCCUGAGAUACUUAUGAGCCUCCUGAGAAGGGCGGGGGCAGCAUAGCGCUAACAAAGUGAUCAGAUAUUUGGGUAAUUAAUUAGCCCUGGCGAUGCCGCGCUUUGGGCCAGAAGUGGGUCUGCUUCCUGCGUCGGCUCCCAUCCAGAUGCGUGUUGUGUCCUGUUUUCUUUUUAUGAACGUGUGAAGUUUCAGAGCCCGUGUGAGCUGGGGUCUCCUCCCUUUCCGUUCCUUUUUGUUGUUCUGUGCCAGCGGCUGCAGCUGCUGACUGCACCGUUUCUUUAUCGCCUUCGUUUCUGCUUCUGCAGCUUUCCCUCCUCACAUCUUAUUUACCUGGCCGUUCUUCACUUCUGCCUUGACUUCUCCUUACCGUCUUAGUUUUUGGGGCAUUUUCUCAUGAAUAGUCCUGGUAUCGGGGGAGCAUUCAGUUCUGUAACACCCAUGAAGUGCCAGAGGGUGGGAGAGGGAAAAAAUAAAGUGGCAUUUGUUCUAGGGCAGAGUCUAUUAACUGUGGAGCAAUUGUUUUCUUUUUGACACAUUCUGUUCUGGUCCAAAUCAUUUACUGGGAUUUCGAGUUAUGUGCCAUCCCACUGCUUCCUAACUCUAAAAGUUUUAAAGCUGUCUUAAAUGGCCACAAGAUUUGCUAAAUGGCUGCCAGUUAGGAAAAGACAAUUAUCCCUAACGGUAUGCCGUAACGGCUGCUGAAAGAAACGAUCAUCAUGACAAAUGGUUCCUAGUUAUUUUGUACCCUGGAUUUCCUAUUUCAUCUAAAGCUGCAAAACAUAGCAUUUUUUAAACUUAUUUAUUUUAUUUCACAUGGACGAUGUGCAACAUUUUAUUAACAUUUUAAACAGAGAGAUGCAUGGUACCAGGUUGUAGCAACUGGCUGAUUACAUCAACCUGUCCAUGAAUUUAACAGAUCAUAAAUUUAGUCACCAUCAUAUUGCAUCAAUAUGUGCAAUAUCUCAGUCCCAAUAUUUUGGAGGUUAGAACAUUUUCAGUGCCAUGCAUUAACACUCCACUUGCCAAUAAAGUGUUCCUUUUGGAUGUUUUUUUCGUUGUCCUUCACUAGCCACACCCGAUCUAUAUCCACUGACCCUUUUCCAUUAGGACCAACUUGGCAAGACUCGACUCAGUUCCAAGUGUUUUCCACUGGCCUACUUUGCUACUAAGCAAAGUACUUUGCUACUAAGCAAAGUAGGCUGAAAACACAAUGUCAAACCCGUGUUGGUCACUAGUUGCGUCAUGAGAGCAACGCCCUUAGGAGAAUUACACCUAGUGAACGUAUUUGGAGCGUUAAGGACAAUGGCAACUCUGAAAUCAUCAAUGUGGUGUACUGACGAGGUGCAGACAUUUUGCGCUUGCGUCAUAUACAGAUCAGGUUGGGGUACUUUUCGGACUCUUUGAUAGCCUGUUACUCCACCCACACAAAGCUGGUCCCCAAUUCUAGUGGAGAAUGACUCAAACUGAGUGGAGCCAAGUCGAGCCAUAACGACUUUCUAGUGGAAGAGGGCCAAUAAUGAACAAGUUUCUAAAGGAAGUUGGUAGACGAGUCUCAGAAUUUCCUUGCGGUUGGACAAUAAAUCAAUAAUGAUAUCAAAGUAGACACGUGUUCAAUAGCAAUAAAAAAAAAAAACGUCUAAUAGCAUUUUAAUAAUUUCACUGAACUCCCAUCCAGAACCAAACAGCAUUCAGGGGGAUGUAGGCCACCUCUCACGGUCAGCUAAGACAGUUGGGCGCCAUCGAUUCACUCACUCUUUAACCAGAUAGUGAGUGAGUUAUUCAACUGGUUAUACAACCCGUAAGUUACGCAGCAGCAGUUUCAGAUUUAAGUUAAAUAGGGUAUGAAUUGAAAUCCCAGAAAAGUCAGUCAUGAAUUGACCAAAACAAAGAUCUAAAACAGCAACAGAAGGAACCAACCAACUCCCAAAACAGACAUGUUUUGUUUUACUAACUAGUUAAAAGUGAAUAGCUAAAAUGAACCAAGCAAACAAAAUAGAAAGACGUAGAACUUUGAUUGCAAGUGAAUACUUAAUGCCUCGCCUCAGCAUGUCAACACGCUAAAAGCAGGUGCCAUCUUAUGAUAGUCGUUACCUUUGGGCGGCUGCUGUUUUCAUUGAUCAAAAAAGUGCAUCGAGGAAUCUGAGAUGAUUGAAAUGUUUGGGGAAAUUGCUUCAGUCACAAGUUUUCCUGUGUGAUGUAUCCUCUUCCAGCUGUCAUUCAGCAACCUGCCUUGGCUAGAUUUGAAUUUUCCUUCAGAGAUUUGGUUUUGGAAAACAUUUCUCGUCGUUUUCUAUUUAAUAAUUGAGGACCCUAAAAUAUGACUCGAAAUAAAAGGAGUCUCUUGUGCUUCUCACAGAUGAUUACUUUCCUACCUGCAGUCAGAGGGGGGAAUGUUUUUCCUUCUGGUAAUCACUUCUGUUGCGGAUUGACCCAGAAUGAAUAAGCACUUAUUUUUGCACACACACACAUAAAAAAAAAAAAAAAAAAAAGAAAUACUCCCCACACUCGCUUUCCCUGAACUUGGUUUUCUAAUUUGCUAGCUGUGAGCAAAAGGCUUGACACAUUUUAUUCAGGAUGUCUUUGACAGGAAUGUCUGAUUCUUGGUUUUGGCUGUCAGAUUUAAGAAGCGUAGCUGCCAUUCGUCGCCCCUGAGCUGACAACCUACGCUUCGACAAGAAAGUCCUGACGAGUCUCUGCGCGUAUAGGCAGCAGGCAGUCCGUCACCACAAGUCACUGUCCUGAGUGCAGCUGACAGGUAGCCAAGUCCCUCCGGCCCCAUUUGACAAACUUCAUUUAAAGACUUGCCCGGACCAUUUACAGUAAUAACUAAAUGCAAAGAUGGCCAGUGAGUCACGUGAAGAAAAUCAGUAGAGAAACCCUUUGAGACUACUUGUUACAAUUGACUGUUACAAAAUGAAAUCUUGGUUAACUUUAUCCGAAGUUUGUUUAUUGGAUCUGCUAAAAGUCAUGUUUACAUUCAUGCUUAUUUUUCCCUUAUUCAUGCUGUUGAAGUAUUUUCCUUAAUAAUAAAAUAACAAGUCUUAUAUUUAGUUUUUUGGUUCAAUAAUACUGUGUAAUAUAAUAUUAUCAAAUUUAGUUUGAUUUAUGCAUAACUUCCCACUGUGUAUCCAAUUCUAGUGAUAUUUUUUGAUGGGCGCUAUACGUCACAAUUUAAACUGAGGUUUGUGCUAAUUUCUAGAUUUGCAUACAUAAGAAAAACUAAAAAUAAUAAACUAGGCUUAAUUAUUUUUGAUAAAGCCAUGAAGUCAACAUAAGAAAUGGAAAAAGGUAACUAAACAAUUUUUAUGCUGGCUUAGCUUGAUUAACUUAUCAAUUUCAGCUAGCUGCCAGGGCUAGGAUUAAAAUAAUUUAAAAUGUUUUUUUGGUUUUAAAAAAAAAAGAAGCAGGAUUUAUUUAUAUGUUCCCACUGUGUAAUUCUUCUUUUUCUUGUUUUUGUUUUUCCUGAAUUAUAAAUCUGUCUGUGUCGGUAGCUGGUUUGUGUUUUCCCAUCUUCUAGUUUCUGAACACCAUGCAGACACAAUCCAAUUCACUUCUUUGUCAAAACAGAAAAUAGACAGGGUAAAUAACAUAAAUCAAUGUUCUGUACGGAACUGCAACAGCAUGGUGGGAUGGUGAUGGAGGUAGGAAAUAUAUUAAUUUAAAGCCUUCGAGGUAAACUAACCAAGCUGUGGAACAACAACAACUAAAAAAAAAACACGUGAACUUUUGUCAGUGAGGUAGGGAAAAUAAAAUAGAUCAUUUGAAUUUCUAAAGAGGUGAGGAAGAACAUUGUGCCCUUAAACAUGGCAGGUUUCUGCAGCGUGGCUUAAAAUGUUCUUAUUUUUUUACCCAACAGUUGCAUUUCUCCAGGGAAAAUUAGAAGCAGUUCAGUAAGACUGGAUUCAAACCGCUCCAAUUCAGUUUUUACUUUGGCAAGCUAGUUAUUGUUUAACUCCUACAGUGGCUCUCCAUUUAUCACUGGCAGUUUUCUUUUGUUUGCUUGCGGUCAAUUAGGUGGAUGUUCCAAAUGCGUGGUUUUCUGGCUUGCUAUAAUUGCUUCUCAGCUUCCUGUCUACACCAGAAACAUUAUUUAGCGUUUACGAAAGUGAAACACCUGGCCAGACCGUUGUUUGGCCCCAUUAGACCGGCACCAAAUGAUUAAAUCUGACCUUUCGCUGACCGUUCAGCGACGGCAGAACCCCGGCGGGGGAUGCGGACAAAAGCCCAGGUCGGCGAGAGAUCGCCAGCAGGUGGAGAAGCUUAAUGCUCGCCCUCUGAAAAAAAACUGUGAAUAUUAUUUCAAAUUCUUUUGGCGCGGGCACCCAAGGUCACAAUCUGCUGUCCCCUUCUCUUCCAAUAACAAUGAAAACAAAAUGAAUAGGAGCCGCGAAAGAAAGGCCGAUUGGUUUCCAGGAGCAGGGCGCCGGCUCCUGCGGACAACUGGCAGCGUGUCUGGAAAAUAAACACAGAUUUCAGCGAGGUUAUCAAGUCCGAGGCUCAAACACGCUUCCCUCAUUGAGCUCAACAGCAUGCGGCCGCUUGCUCGUGAUUAUUGCUCCGUCUAGUUACUGACACUCAAUUACCUUUGUCAUCUUCCUCUCUUGCAGAAGCUAUUCAGUUUGUACAUUUCUGGGGGUUUUUACAGCGCUGCUGCAAAUCAAUUUGGCUGAAUGAACUCUGAUCGGCCCUUAGAUAUGGAGGUGCUAAAUGAUUUAUUACCGUUUGCUUCUACAGAUAGAUGAUCUUUUCAGCCUUUCUCUUGUUCAUUUGAUAAACCAAUACAGAUCACAGUUCAUAGGCAAUCUCUUUCGAUCAUUAAGAGGACUGUAAAAAAGCAUUUCCCCCCCUUUUCGCUUGGUUUGGUUUGAAAUGCUAAUCGUAAUGUGUAAUUCAAAACCUCUGCUCAUUCAGCUGCAAAGACUGUAUGAAAUAAUCAUCGUCUCCUGUAAAUCCUGCCAGUGUGGCUGAUUGCAAGCUUUUAGCAAAGACAAUUUAUCUACAAAAAAACUGACAGUUAUUCCAAAAAGCUUGAUCAGCGUGUCACCAAUGCAAACGUAAGACUUUUUUAAGUCUUACGUUUAAGAAUGAAAUUUAAGACCUGUGGCUCUCUAGAACUGUACAAAUGAUGAUAAGUAAACUUGCACUAAUGGCUGGCUAGCUGGCUAUCAAACUAUCAGCUAGUUAGCGGUAGCCUCAACUGCCUCAAUGAAGAUGUCUAAUCUUUAGCCUGACAGUAAAGUCCCACAAGUAAAACAAAAUAUAUAUGCAGUACAGACCAAAGGUUUGGACACACUUUCUAAUUGAACUCAAUUAGAGUUCAAUUAUUGAACUCUAAUUGAACUCAAUUAGUUGAAAUAUAUUUACCACAACAAAAUUUAAGACCUUUAAAAAAAAGUAUAUUUAGGACUUCUUAAUGGUGUGCCGACAUGGUUAAUGGUUGUCGCUGCCAAAGACGAAACAACUACUUUCCCGAUUUAAGAAAUAUUAGAUUUUUCCCAAAUUUUGGACUUGACUUCUUUUUUUUCUCCUUAUCCUCCCUUCACAAAUUAUUUUUUUCUUGCACUCAGGUGUUCUUCGGUGUUCAAAUCACCUUGACGCUUUCAAUAAUUACAUUUCGAGUGUGACCAGCAAACAGUGUAAAUCUCUAAUCGGACGAGUGCUCCAUCACAACACUGCGAGAGGAAGCCAGGAAGUUUGUAACCGCUUUUCCUCUGAGCGCUAACUUGUUUUAACUACUGGCAAAUUAUCCCAAUUAUUAUCAUGUAAGGCAUUUAAAAGUAAUUAACAGAAGCCUGAGAGUAUUUAGCAGUGGGUGGUCUCUUUCAGGUGUUCAUUAGAGCUGAACUCCCAAUGAUCCACAGAUGCAAUUUGCAAGGUUUUGGUUGGAACAAAUCCCCGUGACUCAGAUGUUUCACACUCGACCUCUAAUGGGUUUUUAAAAAAUUUUUUAUUUUUUUUUACUUUCCUGCUCACGGUUUUUCCAUACAGCGGUCAAAAAGGAUAUUUAUGACUGGCCACCUUCUUAAACACUGGAUAGAGACUCUUUCGAGGUGACCGUUGACGCAGUCUACUUUAAGAUGAUAGAUGCUUGUUUUAGGUUUUCACUGGACUCUUGACGAGGCAUGCUUUUGGGUGCUUCUAUUCCUUCAUUUUUAAUGUAAAAUGUUUUCACUGCAGGGUGCAGUCAAAGAGUUUCUUUGCCUUUUGAGGAUUAAAAGUUGAGCUGUUUAGGUAAAAAUACGCAGAAACUUCAGCCUAAUGUUUCUUUGGGGCACCCAAACUUCCAAUUUUAUGUUGAACUGCUUUUUUUUUCACUCCUCUUUUCUUUUUCCUUUUUUUUUGGAUCACAAACAUGCGUCAGCUCUCCUUCUGCCUACUGUUGACCAUCUUUAAAGACUUCGCAGGCCUUCGUGCUUUUUCAAAAAUUCUCAAUUAUUAUUAUUUUUUUUUGUGAAAUCUCGCACUGGGCUGGGCCUGAAUCAUCUGUUUUUACUGUGCGUCAAGAGUAUUAUUUCUGUAUGCAGUAUGUGAAAGUGUUUUUAUUUCUUAUGACUAUUAUAAUGGGUUUUAACCUGUGGAGAGGAACAAAAAGCUGAAAAAAAAAAAAAAAAGAAGAAACGACCAAAUAAAACGUAACACUCCUGA